This is a messenger RNA of Kazachstania africana CBS 2517, 546 nucleotides long. RefSeq names its product Arf family GTPase ARF2 (gene ARF2). Gene Ontology annotation, biological process: vesicle-mediated transport; intracellular protein transport. The transcript has a single exon. Gene Ontology annotation, cellular component: cytoplasm; plasma membrane. Gene Ontology annotation, molecular function: GTP binding; GTPase activity. Bases 1 to 546 code for a protein of 181 amino acids. The record is from RefSeq and is a predicted model, not a curated record. NCBI's taxonomy places the organism in Eukaryota, Fungi, Ascomycota, Saccharomycetes, Saccharomycetales, Saccharomycetaceae.
AUGGGUUUCACAGCUUCAAAAUUGUUCAGCAGUCUCUUUGGUAACAAAGAAAUGCGUAUUCUUAUGGUUGGUCUAGAUGGUGCAGGUAAGACUACCGUUUUGUAUAAAUUGAAAUUAGGUGAAGUUAUCACAACGAUUCCUACUAUUGGUUUCAAUGUGGAAACUGUGCAAUAUAAGAACAUUUCAUUCACCGUCUGGGAUGUUGGUGGACAAGAUAGAAUCAGAUCAUUAUGGAGACAUUACUAUAGAAACACCGAAGGUGUCAUCUUUGUUGUUGAUUCCAACGAUAGGUCACGUAUUGGUGAAGCUAGAGAAGUUAUGCAAAGAAUGUUAAACGAAGAUGAAUUGAGAAAUGCAGUUUGGUUAGUGUUUGCCAAUAAGCAAGAUUUACCAGAGGCCAUGUCAGCUGCCGAAAUUACAGAGAAAUUAGGAUUGCAUUCUAUUAGAAACCGUCCAUGGUUCAUUCAAUCUACCUGUGCCACUUCUGGUGAAGGUCUCUAUGAAGGUUUAGAAUGGUUAAGUAACAAUUUAAAAAACCAAUCCUAA